AUCCUCCUUUUCAUGAACAUAGAAUUUAUGAAAAGUUGAAAUAUUUUAAUUUUCAAAAUCUGACAACUCUAGUUUUAUAAAAGCUGAAGUUCAAUAUACAAUUUCUCUGUUGGAAAAAAAAUAGUGAACUUUUUCUAGUAUGACAAAAUUCAGAGAAGUUCUGGGAAAUGCAAAAGUUUUUUAUAGAAUUUAUCCAUCUGAAAAUCCAGACUGGGGGAAUUUCAGAUUUUUGGGCGAUGGAAAAACAAUUCAGUUGCACGUUAUCAAUUCAAGAAUUAACGAAGCUGCAGGAGAAAAAAUAUUCAAGCAAUUUGAAACUGAUGGUUAUUUCUAUAACGUACCCCAAGGAACUAUCUAUUCUGUUGUUAUGGAGGGAGUAAUUGAAAGUGUAUUUCAAGGACAAAAUGCAAUAAUAGCUGUAUUCGGACAAACAGGUAGUGGGAAGAGUUUGACUAUUGGUGGCUUUCACUACUUCUAUAAGGAUAGAGGGUUAAUUCCCAGAAUUAUAGAGAAUAUUUUCAGUCUGAAAGAAAAACUUCCCAAAAAUCUUGAAAUGUUGAUUCACAUAUCGUACAUAGAAGUACUUUCCUCUUUUCAAUGUCGUGACCUUUUGAAACCCUACCCAUCCCCAAUAGACAAAAUUGAUAUCCAUAAGGGUGUAUGCAAGGUGGAAGUUAACAGUGAUUUGCAAACGCUUCAAUAUGUUUACAUGGCUGAAGGAAGAAAAGAAUAUACCCCUGAUACAAAUCACCCUUCUCAUGUUGGCAGUUCCAUACUCACUUUUCAGUUUACAAUAAGAGAUUUCAAUUUCACCGAACCUCAUGAAUUCAUUUCUAAGCUGCAUAUUAUAGAUUUAGCAGGUAAUGAUAAUUUCGGAGAUAGAUCUUCAACAUUCAAGAAGUACUGGCAAGUUGGAUCUGCAAACUGCACUAAAAGUUUCAUGGAGCAUUUCAUGUUGCUUUUAUGUGGUAAUGAUCCAGUAUUAGCUCGAGUGAAAAAAAGGACCAACGUUGUCUCUCAAUACUUGGGUGAAACAUUCAAUAGAGGUAGUAUUAUAAGAUUUAUUGGUCAUUUGAAGACUUCAAAAGAUGACCACAACAUUGCAUUGUCUCUACUGAAAUUUGGACAACUAUUUAAAACAAUGGGAUCAGAAUGCACUAGAGUAGUUUUGAAAGAUAAUGUUAUGAUGAAGAUUGCCACAAUGGAGGAAAAACUGAACAAUCUGAAUAAAGAAAAAAUGAUAAUGCAAAUGCUGCAGAAUCAAGAACCCAAAAGCGUGUGCCCUCAAGAAUUUGAAUAUAUGAAAAGAAUGGUUGGAGAUUUUGUUCACAACCAAAUUGAUGGGAGCCAUCUCCUGAAAAUGGGAGAUAUUUUCACCAUAUUGAAAAUUAUGAAAGAAAACAUUAUAGCUCAUGAGGAAAACGAAAUGAUAAACAAGUCUGAUAUUGUAGAAAACGUUGAGACAAAAGUAGGAAAAUUGGAAAAUGGGAGCAGUCUGCAGGCAGCUCCAUUCAAAUCAUCUGAAAUAGGACCGAGAGCGUCAAGUAUGUCUCAACAAUUGAGUGGGAGAGAAUCUUUGAAAGGAGUAAAUAUGAAAAAAACUCCAUCUCAGAGUAGAUCAAAGAAACAAUCAAUGGAAAAUGACAAUAGGUCUAUUACUACAAAGAAGGGAAAAAUAAGUACCGGCAGUCUGAACGGCAUGAAACGUUCAUCAACUAUAGGCAAGAAAAAAGGUGGAGGUGCUGCAGAAUCCUCAGGUUCAACGGAAAAAACCUCUAAAAAGGCAGAAGCCCAACAAAAUAAUUCUUUGCUGAGCGCAAUCUAUUUGGUUCUUCCAGAGGUUAUCCCUGAGCAAAAGGAGGCACUGAAAGAAUACGUUAAUAGCCCCAAAACUAAUUAUAAAACAUUGUUAGAAACCUUCAGAAAAUAUGAUACUGAAGCAAAGGAAAUAUAUCAAAAUUACUUGAAAGAACUCAAGAAACUAGACUCAUAUUUCGAGAUACUCGAUCUCAGAAAAAACGAGGUGGUUCAAACCAAAUUGGUGACGCAGUUCUCCAGAAAACAAGAAAAAGACUCUCGGGGCAAUGUUAUAAAAUCAGAGUUGGAAGAAAGAUGCAGUGAGAACUUAAGGAAAGCCGAAAGGGAUGUCGCUAUUCAACAAGAGGUGGUUUUAAAUUUUCAAGCUGAUUUCAAAAUUGCCGUUUCGAUGACUCAUCAAAUCAAGAAUGACAUCAAAGAAGAAUUUGAAGCUUUUUGCAAAGAAAAAUAUGUUACGCCUGUUCAAAAUUUAGAGGAUCUAAGCGAAUUUGCUCUGGAAAAUGAAAUAAACAUUGAAGAAUUGAUGGAGCAAGUCGAGGAUGGUGAUGUUAAAGAAGGAUUUUCUCAGGAACAAGUGUACGAAGAAAUUUAUAAGAAUUUGAAAGAAAUCAUGUACAGUGAAGCUAGAAAGAAGGCAAAAUAUUUGAAAAAGUCAAUCAAGUGGUUAGACAACACUCGUUUCUUUGAAAAAUUAUAAAAUAUUUUUAUCAAAAUAAAAAUUUCCAUAAUUCUUUGGUUUGAGCAUCCUAUCAAGUGCAAUUUAAUCCGAACUCAAAAAACUGAGCAAUAACCACUUUGUAGUUUCUGUAAAUUGUUAUGGCAGUUGUUAUUUAAUUGAAAAAAGUUCAUACCUAUGUAGGUUCAUAGAACAUAGUAAAUUUCAAAUUUGGCGCCAUCAAACUCAACAAAAUCGCGCAGAAGGAAGUCAAAGUCAUCCAUUUUCUUUCCUACCGCACCGGCUAAAGAUAAGCACAUGUUCUCUUAGUUCGUGUGUGUUUCUAAUUGACUUAAAACACUAAAGUUCGGAGUAAGUUAAGUUUUCUCGAAUUAAUCAGUAAACAAACAUGAAUACCGACAAGUUAAAAAAUAAACCAUCUCAAGUAAGAAUUGGAGGUAAAGGUA
Molecule: messenger RNA, 2940 nt
Organism: Coccinella septempunctata (seven-spotted ladybird)
Lineage: Eukaryota; Metazoa; Arthropoda; Insecta; Coleoptera; Coccinellidae
Product: kinesin-like protein KIF9
Exons: 12
Coding region: 140-2515 (791 amino acids)
Biological process (GO): microtubule-based movement; mitotic spindle organization
Molecular function (GO): microtubule motor activity; ATP binding; microtubule binding
Source: RefSeq, a predicted model, not a curated record